AUGUCCGAGACGGCCACACCGGGUCCGAGGAACUCCAGGUCUCUCUUCAACAGAAGGUACACCGAUCUGAAGGCAUGCAAUGGGCAAGAAACUAAGGUACGAACAACGUCUGGUGACACCCUGAGCCUGGGCGCCGGAGUAGUAAGAACCGCCGGAGUCGCCGGGCUCGGCGCAGACACUGGUCUGGGUGAGGCCGGUGACACGUCCCUGGGAGUAGCUGACGGUAACACCGAGGGCGCGAACGGUGCCGCAGUGGACACCAGUGGUAGAGCCGGAGCGGCAGAUGCUGGCUCCAACCGCAGAGGCGGUGCUACCAGACACAGGGAGGCUACCGCCGCUGUAGUUGUUGAUGUAACCCCUGAGGGUGGUUCCACUGACAGUGCGGAUGAAGCUCAUGUCGGCGCUGCCUGGGAAGACUGA
Clonostachys solani is the source of this 420-nucleotide messenger RNA. Lineage: Eukaryota; Fungi; Ascomycota; Sordariomycetes; Hypocreales; Bionectriaceae. The record is from the annotation of a GenBank genome assembly.